AUGCCCAAUCCCUCCAAGGCGUGCGCGACGCGACUCACCCGCGAGUUGCGCGCGUUCCGAAGCGCCCCGCCGCCGCUCGCACCGUCGGUGUACGUCGAUGAGAAGGAUCUCUUGGAGUGGUUCAUCUUGCUCCAGGGCGCGCCGGAUUCGCCGUACGAGGGCGGAUGGUACGUCAUGCGCAUCAAGUUUAAGCACGAUUAUCCGUUCAAGGCGCCGGCGGUGAGCAUGAUCACCCCGAACGGACGGUUCGCGGAGAAUCAGAGCGUGUGCAUGUCGAUGACGGAGUGGCAUCAGGAGUCGUGGAAUCCGGCGUGGUCGGCGAGCUGCAUAGUCACCGGGUUCAUAUCCUUCAUGACGACGGACGAGCAGACGAGCGGAGGGGUACGGACGACGGAUGCGGAGAAGAGGCGGUUGGCGGCGGCGAGCUUGGAGUGGAACGCGAAGAACGCGAAUCUGGUGCAGAAGUUUCCCGAGCUCGCGGAUCCGGAGAAGCUGCACGCGCUGAAGAUGAAGUGA
This is a messenger RNA of Ostreococcus tauri, 516 nucleotides long. Its product is annotated as Ubiquitin-conjugating enzyme, E2. Lineage: Eukaryota; Viridiplantae; Chlorophyta; Mamiellophyceae; Mamiellales; Bathycoccaceae. Bases 1 to 516 code for a protein of 171 amino acids. The record is from RefSeq and is a predicted model, not a curated record. The transcript is spliced from 2 exons.